This is a messenger RNA of Daphnia carinata, 1159 nucleotides long. RefSeq lists its product as uncharacterized. The coding region runs from base 38 to 823 and encodes 261 amino acids. The transcript has a single exon. Lineage: Eukaryota; Metazoa; Arthropoda; Branchiopoda; Diplostraca; Daphniidae. The record is from RefSeq and is a predicted model, not a curated record.
UUCAGUGUUUGUCGUCUCAUCCAAGCUCUUCGUUACGAUGGUCCCGGCGACGCUUUGCCUGUUGGUGUUUGUAGGACUCACCAUCAAUAGUGCUGACUCAGCUUCUAUACACAAAGAGAACGAAACGGAACCGCUUAUCGAUGGAUACUUGCCCAUGAACAUCAGCGACUCCAACACUGAAAAUGUUGCCAUCUUUGCUGCCAGUCAAAUAUCUUCAGCCUACCUGUCGGAACCGGUGAAAUUAAUGAAAAUUGUCAGAGCAGAUUCUGAAAUUUUCGAUACUCACGGUGUUAAAGUCAACAUGACUGUGGAACUGGAAAAGGGAGUUGACACCAUUCUUGUUUGCGAAGUACUUGUCUUUGGUAACACUGGCCAAGAUGCCCAAUGGACCAAGGAUGACCUAACGCUAAUUGAUUACACAUGCUUACCAGCUACAAACGGUUCUAUCGAAGAUAACGUGUUGCCGGUCAGCCAGGUAUCGUCGGUUCUGAACGACACUAAAAUCAACGACAUCGUUGGUUUUGCUACAGAUACGAUAAUUACCAACAUUAACGCUGAAACCACGCUGAAUCUUGCUGAAAUUGUCAAAGCUGAAUGGCAAUCCACCUCGACCAGUAUAAAUUACAAGUUAACUUUGAAGCUAACGGGUCUUGACGGAGAAGAUACCUUUUGUGAAGCUAUCGUCUCGGAUCCAACCAAUGAGGAAGCGACAAAGACCCGCGAACUUUCCUACUAUAGCUGUUCCUUAAUUGAUGAAUCAUCUGUUGAGUUUGAAGUGGAUAUUCCUGAAAAAGCCAUCCUGUCAAAAUGGCUUUCUCCGUAAUAUAUUUGUAUAUUAUGUACUGUGAACAAACUUUAAGUUCAGUAAUUUUGCUCUUAAAAUAAAUUGCGCAUUCAGUUACGGUACGAAUCUGCAAAAGAAUUUGAAAAGGAAAUAUAUAAAGAAAUAUUGUUUUUUUUGUAUGCGUCUGUAUAAAAAAUUUGCUUACAAAACUACCUACUUUCCCGCCAUCUCUGGCAUAACAGGUUGCCGUAUAGAUUGCAUUUUCUUCGUUAAAAUACAUAUUUGGCUGUUCUAGAUGCACACUGUGAUUAUGAAGUCAGUUUCAUCUUCCACCUGACAUAUAUGGAUGAUACUUUUACAAGUUUGAAACAAGCA